This is a messenger RNA of Manduca sexta (tobacco hornworm), 1954 nucleotides long. RefSeq names its product DNA topoisomerase I, mitochondrial. Gene Ontology annotation, biological process: DNA replication; DNA topological change; chromosome segregation. Lineage: Eukaryota; Metazoa; Arthropoda; Insecta; Lepidoptera; Sphingidae. The record is from RefSeq and is a predicted model, not a curated record. Gene Ontology annotation, molecular function: DNA topoisomerase type I (single strand cut, ATP-independent) activity; DNA binding. Gene Ontology annotation, cellular component: chromosome; nucleolus.
AAAAAACUACGCCCUUUCUUGAGCUUCAAGCUUACUCCAUAUAAAAUAUGAAGCAAAUCGGUUUAACAGUGCAUAUUGCACAUUAUUGCAAAUCACUGCAGAUGACGUCAAGCGUUAGUCAUUUGCUGUAAGUACUGCACUCAUGAUUGAGUUAGUUUUAUCAGCAAUACUACUAGAAUAUUCCAUGAAGGUCACCGGUUUGGUUAAAUGCAACCGCGUACUAGAAUCAAUACUAGUGUACCAUUGCGUGCGAUAUAAGUGACAACAAAAAAUUUACGCGAAUAAUAAAUAUUUCUCAUCAAAAAUAUAAAGGCGGCACACUUGGACCGUGUACAGUGGACUUUGGGAAUACAAUCUGAGAGUGCAAUACCAACGCAAUGCCGUCGGCGAUAAGCAUGGACAGAUCUGAAGAAACAACAGAUGAAAGCGGUAAAUCUAAAAAUAAAAUUAAAUGGAAAUCUUUGGAACACAAAGGGCUCAGAUUCUCACCGCCAUACGAAAGACAACCUGAAGGCAUUAAUUUCAAGUAUGACGGAAAAGUGGUAAAAUUAUCAGAAGAUGCUGAAGAAGUAGCGGGAUUCUAUGCAAUGUUAGAUAGAGAUAUUGUGAAAAAAAAAACUUUCCAAACAAACUUCUUCAACGAUUGGCGUGAUGUGAUGACACCAGAAGAACGAAAGUUAAUUAAGGAUCUUACUAAAUGUGACUUUACAGAGCUUGAAAAACACUUAAAAGAAAAAUAUAAAAAAAAAGAAAAACAAUACGCUUAUUGUAAAAUAAAUGGUAGAGAACAAAAAAUUAAGAAUUGCAAUGUAGAACGACCGGGCCUGUUCUGCCCAAUAAAUAACAAUAACCUUAUGGGCAAGUUAAAGAAACGAAUAAAACCGGAAGAUAUUAUAAUCAACUGCUCAGAAGAUAAAAUUCCGGAACCACCACCAAGGCAUACUUGGAAAAAAGUAGAACAUGACAAUAAAAGCAGUUGGCUAGCCAAGUGGAAUGAUAACUUAACGGGAAAAUACAAGUACAUAAUUCUGGAUGCGAGCUCCAACAUUGAACAAGAGAAAAAUAGAAAAAUAUAUGAAACUGCUAGAGAACUCCAUAAACACAUAGCUAAAAUAAGAGAAAAUUAUCGCGCCGACUGGACAUCAUCUGAUCCUGAAGAUCGACAGCGAGGAGUAGCUAUGUAUUUUAUAGAUACUCUAGCUUUCAGAGUGGGCAGUAAUAAUACAAAUACGAUAACAAGAGAAGAUGAAGAGGAGAAUGAAAUGGAUAAAGAAGACCCCGUGGGUUGCUGUAAUCUAAAAGUCAAACACAUUCAGUUGUGUGAGAAAAAUAAAGUAAGGUUCGAUUAUUUUGGAAAAUGUUCUGUCAGAUAUUGCAGAAUAGUGCCUGUGGAAGAACUUGUGUAUGAAAAUCUUAAAUCAUUUACAAACAACAAAGACAAGGACGAUGCAUUGUUUGACAUGAUCGAUAAUAAUAAGAUUAAUAAUUAUUUAAAGUCUCAAAUGCCAAAUUUGACUGCAAAAUUUGUCCGCACAUACCGCGCGUGUACUACGUUUGAAAAUUAUUUGAACACCAAGAUUAACAGAACAGACACACUUGCGGAUAAGGUGAAAGCUUUGAAGCAGGCUACUUUGGAAGUCGCAAAACUAUGCAACCACAAGAAUAAAGAUCGAUUUGAAAUCCAAUCGUCGAAGAUGAAUUAUAUUGACCCUCGCAUCGCAAUCGCUUGGUAUGAUAAUAUACUCUUUAACACAAUACCCAUUUACACCAGCAUGAAUAAGGAAAUGUAUUUCACAUAGUCCGCGUACCGCUCCUAUUCUUUCUAAGAGGGAGGAGGAAGGCGUUAUUUUAUAUUAUUAAGGCCUAAUUAACACCGGAACAUUAGAGCAUGCAUGCGUUCUUAUCUUACCAACAGCUGGCGGGAGCAAAAAAAGGUCGCCGAAUUUCAUAACAC